This is a messenger RNA of Clupea harengus (Atlantic herring), 2578 nucleotides long. It is a transcript of the gene def6a, whose product is annotated as DEF6 guanine nucleotide exchange factor a. The record is from RefSeq and is a predicted model, not a curated record. Lineage: Eukaryota; Metazoa; Chordata; Actinopteri; Clupeiformes; Clupeidae. Gene Ontology annotation, cellular component: nucleus; cytoplasm.
UGUUUCUUGAUAGGACCAGCAGGGGGGGUGUGACUUCGUCGAAAGAGCUCAAGGUAUCUUCUGUAACAGGGUGCAUGAGGCAGCCCCAGAAGGGCCACACGUCCGGGAGUGAGGCGAGGAAGUGCGUGAACGACAGAGCGAAAAGCAGCUGAAACAAACUGAAAAAGAGGAAAGAAGUUAUGUCUCUUCAGCCAUGGACUUACGUUCAGAGUUGCUUAAGUCCAUUUGGUACGCUUUUACUGCUCUGGAUAUAGAGAAGAGUGGAAAAGUGUCGAAGUCCCAGCUAAAGGUCCUGUCCCACAACCUCUGCACAGUCCUCAGCAUCCCCCAUGAUCCCGUUGCUCUGGAUGAACACUUCAGAGAUGACGAUGACGGACCGGUGUCCAACCAGGGCUAUAUGCCCUAUCUCAACAAGUAUAUCCUCGACAAGGUGGUGCACGGGAGUUUUGUGAAGGAGGAUGUGGACAACCUGUGUUGGACACUGACUGCCAAGAAGAACUAUCACCAUGGCGACAUAAAAAUACUGCCGAAAGAGGAUGCUUUUCGUCUCUGGUGCCUGUUCAACUUUCUGUCAGAAGACAAGUACCCCCUGGUCAUGGUACCAGAGGAGGUCGAGUACUUGCUCAAGAAGAUUUUCAUGGCCAUGAGUACGGAGCUCAACUGUGUGGAAUUGGAGGAUUUCCUAUCCCAGGAGUCAGUGGUACAAAACGGAUUCACAGUGUGGGCAUUCCUUACGAUGAUGAACUCUGGGAAGAUGACCAGGGGUAUCGCUAAGGAAAUAAUCAGCAUGGCAGUAGAAGAGGUUUACAGAGAAAUAGUUGGAAAUGUGCUGAAAGAGGGAUACCUGUGGAAGAAAAGCCAGUUGAGGAGGAACUGGAAAGAGCGGUGGUUCACACUGAAACCCAGCAGUCUUUCAUACUACACAAGUGAGGACCGCAAGGACUGCAAGGGCAACAUCACGCUGGACAUGAACUGCUGUGUGGAGGUAUUACCAGACCGAGAUGGAAAGAGGUGUAUGUUCUGUCUGAAAACGAUCUCAAAGUCUUAUGAGAUGAGCGCCUCUGACACCAGACAGAGGCAAGAGUGGACGUCAGCCAUUCAGACGGCCAUCCGGCUGCAGACGGAGAGCAAGACGUCGCUGCAUAAGGACCUAAAGCUUAAACGGCGCGAACAGCGCGAGCAGAAGGAGCAGCAGCGCAAGGCCAAGGACCAGGAGCUGCAGCGGCUUCAGGCUCUGCAGGAGGAGAAGCAGCGCAAGCUGGCCGAGCUGGAGCUCCUGAAGGAGGCGCAGAGGCAGGCGCAGGCCCUGAUGGAACAGGACGAGGUGCGGAGGCGCCAGCAGUACGAGCAACUGCAGCAGGGCCUGGAGGUGCAGCUCCGUGACGCCGAGGAGGCUCGGGCCACCAUGCAGGCAGAGAUGGUUCUGAAGGAGGCCGAGGCGGAGAAGCAGCGCCAGCGCAUCCUGGAGCUGGAGGAUAUGCAGCAGCAGCUGGAGGAGGCCCUGCAGCAGGAGAUCAAAGCGCGCCAGGACGAGGAGGCCUUCCGCUACGCUCAGGCCAGGUUGCUCUCUGAGGAGGAGGAGAAGAUGAAGGCUCUGAUGCUGCUGCAGGAGGAGCAGGAGGACUACAUCCAGACGACACAGCGGGAAAAGCAGGAGCUCCGUCAGGAGAUGGAGAACAAGUCCCGCUCUCUGGACGAGGCCCAAAAGCAGCUGGAGGAGGUGCGCGCCAACCGGCACCGGGUGGACCAGGACGUGAUGGCUGCCCAGAGAAAGCUCCGACAAGCAAGCACCAAUGUAAAACACUGGAAUGUUGAAAUGAACAGAUUAAUGCAUCCCAUUGGCCCUGGAGAAAAGCGACCCUCGGGUGGAGGCUCUUUCUCCAGCUUCAAAAUCCCCUCCCAGAAGGACCCAGGUCUUCGGCUGCGUCAGAAGUCAGAAGAGCCGGAUGAGGAGAGUAAAGAGAACGUGAACCGCAGCACAGGACAUGAGGAAGAGAGACGCCUCUCCCAGUCUUUUAAUGGCAAAAUGGACAUGGACAUACCGUGAGAAGCUACAUCUGCGAGUAACAACCUGCAGCUAGGAAGAACAACAUCCACUGUGCAUCUUUCAAACCUCUUUGGACUAAUUUAGUUUUGGGACAGACUUGAAUCUGAAAUGACCAGCAUAAUUCCACUAUUCUAAUGUGAGGAAGAGAAGCACUUCAACCAUGCUGUCAAAAGCAUUGCAUUCACACUGUGAAAUAUGUACAGUUAUUUCACACUGUGAAAUAUGUACAGUUAUUUCACACUGUGAAAUAUGUACAGUUAAGCUUUGUCUUUGUGAUGUAGCUUUUAAACUAUUGUUGCUAAUUUGACUUAUUUUCUAUAUGAGAUAAAUAUUACAUUCAUAGUUUGUGUAAGGAUAGCACACUGUGAAAUAUGUACAGUUAGGCUUUGUCUUUGUGAUGUAGCUUUUAAACUAUUGUUGCUAAUUUGACUUGAGAUAAACAUUACAUUCAUAGUUUGUGGAAGGAUAGCAUUGGCUAACAGCGCAUGAAGUAUCUACUCUCAGCCAAUAAACUGAGUUAUUUGCACUGCA